AUGCACUACGCUAAUCAGAUGUGCCGCGGGCUGGUGGUGGGCUGCUGGCUGAUGGUCGCCCUGGCGCAGCAGCGACUCGCCGCCGCUGUGACGCCCGCCCCGCACCAGCCCUCUCCUGCUCCGGGCGUGACGUGCUACACGUGCGUGAACGUGUCGGACAACCUGAUCUGCAACCAGUACGCCAUCGACCGGCCCUGUCCGCACGGGGACGAAUUCUGCCACACACUUCACGUAAUGGAUUCACAUGGAGAGAGUGUUGUCGUCAACAAGAAGUGCGCCAACGGAACCGAGUGCACGCCCCAGAGGGUCGGCUGUGUCGUGAUCGACGCGCAGAGGGUAUGCGUCUCCUGCUGUGACGAAAUGUACUGCAACGAGGCUGUUCCAACUAACCAUAGCACGGCUGUGUUCUCCAACACAAGAACCCGCUCAGCGGAGAAAGCUGUUGAGAAGAAUGUCAGCAACAGAUGCAGCGUGUGUGGGCUUCCCUUCUGUGACUUCAUCAUGGUAGCGCUGAUGCUGUAUCACAGUCUGUAAUACACAAAAUGGAACUUUAAAAAUUGGUGUUGAACCGCUAACUAUAUCAUGAAUACUGAAACAAAAAUUGGUUUCAAAGGAUUAUAUAAUUAUAAGACAAGAAUUAAAAAUUAACGUAAUUUGUGACCUCACUUACCAAAGGGAAGAUGUGACGUUUCAGUGUCAGAAAUUAACGGAAGGCAGUAUUUGCUUUUAUAUCAAAAAGUAUAAAAAUGAUAACUAUUGUCAGAGCAGUCAGUCCAGAAUAAUUCGAAACAGAUGUUAUUAGACACUUCAUAAUUUUACCCCUUUUCUUCCGAACAUCGAGUCCAGUUAUAGCCUCCAUCACAUUAUUAUAUUGACGUGCUGGACAAAAGUGCACCUUCAUGGAAUGGCAAGAGUUGUAACACUUUAAAUACAACUGCAAAAUUACGGUAAAGAAAUUCCCCAAAACUUGGAAAAACAUAAGCCUUCAAUCACUGUUAAGUAUUUUAUGUUUCUCGGCAGCCAUUGGAUAACACUUUUGUAAGUAUUUUUAGCAUUUUAUUAUGCACAGCACGGAUCACUAAUUAUUCACAGCUAUUAAAAUACCAGAAAACUGUAAACCAGGUACAUGCUUUAUAACAGUGGCAUACGACUUCGCCACGGACUACACAAACACUCUGAACUUUCCUUGAGCUAUUCUGAAUUGUCCAUAUCUGCUGACGUGCUUCAUUUUACAAUCGUUCUCUGUCACUAAUUGUUGUUUUAUAAAUAACUGGACCACUGCCGGAGAUAACAAAAGUAUGUAAACUUGCUUAAUCUGUUUCAUAUGUUUCCUUGGAUCCCCAGAAGGGUUCCCAUUGUACUAUAAUUCACUGUCCGCUAACUUAUUUUGCAGAAAUGUGGAAGUUCCAUAUUAGCACUGAAAAUGUUUUCGCAAUUGUCAUUAUUGUUGAUUGUUGUCAUUGUUAAUGUUUCUCUAAAUUCUGCUAACUUCACUGCCAGUAUUUUAAAUGUUCACUUAUUUAGCCUCUGAUCUUAUCUUUGUUUUCGUAACUUAAGAUAGAGAAUGGCACAUAAUUUCUUCAUUAGGUCCAUUUUAUUUUCUACAAAUAAAGUAUUGUUGCUCUUACUUCCUUGACUAAUACCAGAUUUGUAGGAAGCUUCAUCCGGUACCUCUGUGACGAAUAUGACCAUAUACUUCUUCCACAUGCUGCUGGAAUAUUUCUCAACUCAUGUUAUUUUCUCAGAAAUCCUUGUCCAUAUGAACUGAGUUUAGUGCAAACCAUGUGAGUCAGAGUUUGUGUGACACAGUCGCCUCCUGACCCAUCACUGAAAGGAUCAAUGUUUGUAUACUACAUAAAGGAAAACUUUGCUAAAGUACACAGUGUGAAAAUGUGGAGUUGAGUUGUCAAGAUAUGUAAACUGGAAAUCAGUAUGAGAAGUCUGGACAGAGCCAAACGCAACAUAAACGUCAUUUCACAUAUUAGGCAUUGUAAAACUCAUAUACAGUAUACAACCAGCUCACGAUUACCACUGCCAUUAUAAAUCGUGUUUGAGAAUCCAAUUGUGGACAACAAAUAUCGAAGAUAACCUUUCAUUUCAUAAUUCAUUUACUUUAGAUACAGUCAUGUUUAAGAAUCGAAUGUAGAUAAAGUAGACGAUAAGUUUCAAUUUCAUACUUCAUUCAAUUCAAAUAGAGUUAAUAAUUUAAUAACAUGAUGGGAAACGGAAUAAGGAUGCCUGGUGCAAAUAAAAGAAACCAAAAUCUUCCAUCAAGAGAGAUACGGAAGUUUUUCUUAGAAAUAGAAUUCCCUUCUUCUCAUUUUUCAGCUCUGUUAGGGGUUUCUUGAUUCAUAGUUACCAACUGGGCUUAUUUUUCGCUCUCUUUCUUAUGCCACUGGUAAUAAUAUCACCAAAACGCCAGCUAGUCCGGUACAUGAAAAAUAUACGUUAACAAGUAACAUUUUACAAAAUUGUUAAGGCUUUCGUGGCCACUUGUUGACAAUCUGCCUAUUGUCUUCUGUCUCGGGUU
Molecule: messenger RNA, 2530 nt
Organism: Schistocerca serialis cubense
Lineage: Eukaryota; Metazoa; Arthropoda; Insecta; Orthoptera; Acrididae
Product: ly6/PLAUR domain-containing protein 6B-like
Exons: 5
Coding region: 1-534 (177 amino acids)
Molecular function (GO): acetylcholine receptor regulator activity
Source: RefSeq, a predicted model, not a curated record